Drosophila pseudoobscura is the source of this 1459-nucleotide messenger RNA. Its product is annotated as BTB/POZ domain-containing protein 9-like. The transcript has 2 exons. Lineage: Eukaryota; Metazoa; Arthropoda; Insecta; Diptera; Drosophilidae. Gene Ontology annotation, cellular component: cytoplasm. Gene Ontology annotation, molecular function: protein binding. Gene Ontology annotation, biological process: adult locomotory behavior; circadian behavior; modulation of chemical synaptic transmission. The record is from RefSeq and is a predicted model, not a curated record. Bases 163 to 1299 code for a protein of 378 amino acids.
UUAUUAACAUGCAUACACAUAAUAUCGAAGUCUAUUUAAUGCAUCGAUAAGAUCAAUCGAUAUAUUUUAUCACAGCCAAGUUAACAUUGAAAAGAGUGACAUUAAAUUGUGCUUACAAAAAUAAAUUUCUGAGGGAAAAAGUAAAGAAAUCUAGUAACGAAUAUGAAUAGAAGCGCACUCUCUUCAGUCCCCUUCGACCGUAACUUGGGCGACAUAUUGUUGGCUCUUGAUUUGAACAGUCUCUUCAUGAACGAGCUCUACUCGGACGUAGCGUUUAUUGUGGAGGAUCAGCGCCUGCCGGCGCACCGCAUGAUUCUAAUAUGUCGCAGUCAGUACUUCCGUGAACUGCUCUCCGGUGGCAUGUGCGAGUCAGAUGAUCAGAUUCGGCUGGAGGCGCCGCUGGAGGCAUUCAAAGUAAUCCUGCGCUUCCUUUACACUGGCACUCUGCCACUAUCCACACUGGAGGUGGAUGAAAUCUUCAAAGUGCUCGGUUUGGCCAAUAUGUAUGGCUUGGUGGAAGUCGAGGUGAACAUAGACAGUCACCUGCAGAAGAAUCUGGCCGUCAGCAACGUCUGCACAAUACUGGAUACUGCGCGCGUAUUCAAUCUUGUAGAGCUGGCCACGAAAUGCCUCGAUUUCAUGUGCAAGAAAGGUUACUUACUGCUAGAGCACGACUCCUUCCAAACGCUGUCCAAGGAAUUGCUGGAGGAAGUCCUGCAACGGGACAAUUUCCUUGCCUACGAAGGAAAUAUCUUUGAAGCGGUGUGCAAAUGGAGUCGCCACAAUCCUUGCGUGGACAUCAAGUCGGUGAUCUCGCUCGUUCGUCUCCCUCUGAUUUCUGUCCGCGACCUGAUGCGUGUGGUGCGUCCCUCUGGUAUCUUCGACCCGGAGACAAUACUCGAAGCCAUCGAUAAAGCUCUCAGUCCGUUGGAUCUGGAAUUCCGUACCGGGGUUUGUCCAGGCCUAGCCCUGGCCUCAAACGAUUGGCAGACUUGUUGCAUGGUCAACAAUAAUGAGACCGUAAUCAAGAUGCCGUUCUGGUGCAUAAUCAAUAACAUUUUAGUCGAAAGUACUCAAAAAAACAUCACGCUCAACUGCACCGUGGAGAUCUCUUGUGACAUGACCAACUGGAAUGGCGUGGGAAAUAUCAAACUUACAGCCUCCGAGCCCCGGCAGGAUAUCCGUUUCAGGAGCCGCCGUGUGCGUUUCAUUCGCAUUGUGCAUCCAAUAAGUGGACGCAAGGACGUCUUAAAUGAAGUGGUGCUCAAAGCCAUUAAAAACACCAAUAUUACAAUAUAACAAUAUUCCCUAGACGAUCGAUCGACUUGGAGACUGUUCGAAGUAGCUAACGGCUUGUUCCUUUUCUUUUCUUUUCUUUUCUUAUUUCUUUGAAUGAAUUAUUUGUAUUUUAACUAAAUUUAAUGGAUUAAAUUCUUAUUGCUACUUAUACAGCUUUUUU